This is a messenger RNA of Pseudomassariella vexata, 379 nucleotides long. RefSeq lists its product as uncharacterized. The coding region runs from base 121 to 357 and encodes 78 amino acids. The record is from RefSeq and is a predicted model, not a curated record. The transcript has a single exon. Gene Ontology annotation, molecular function: oxidoreductase activity, acting on paired donors, with incorporation or reduction of molecular oxygen; iron ion binding; heme binding. Lineage: Eukaryota; Fungi; Ascomycota; Sordariomycetes; Amphisphaeriales; Pseudomassariaceae.
AGAAGCCCGUAAAUCCAGGGGUGAGCGACAGGGACUUAACAGAGCAGCAUUUAGGAGUCAAUUUUGUUACUAUUCACACUACGACAUUAACUACGACAUGUCAUCUUCAAUUUGGCCGCAAUGCCAGAGGUAGCUUCUGAACUUCGUUGUAAAGUUCGUGUAGUGCUGGCGGAGAACGAUAGAGUAUUUUCGAGCAAAGCUCUCCUAGGCCUGAAGAAGACGGAUAGCUUCAUGAAGGAGAUGUUGCGAUACCAUCCUUUUGCUUUUGGUAUGUCUCGACCUCUGUCAACUGUACUCACUAUCCCUUGGUUGACGUACCGAAGACGACUAACCGGCCUAGCAACUUACCAACCCUAGGUCCUCAAACACUUCAAGCUGU